CCAGUCUUCAACUGACAGCAGAUACGUCUCUCUGGUUCUGCAGGUGUGUCAGGGAGAACUGGAAUCCUAGAAUGAAUUGUGGUGCUGCUAUCGUAAUCCUGCUGCUGUUCGGACAUUGUGCAGCUUUCACUCAGGUAAAUGAAGAUGAGGUUAAACGCUGUAGGUGUCAUGGAUAUCGUAAGGACAAGAUACCCGGGAUUUACAUAACACAAAUUGAUAUCUUUCCCAGGAGUAGAAGAUGCAGAAGAACAGAAAUCAUAGCACGGCUUAUUCCAAAAUACAACAGCUAUCUAAUCUGUGUGGAGAGGACGGCUCCUUGGCUAAAAAUAUUAAUCGAAGAUUUAUUAGCAAAUACCAAGUAAAGAAAAUAAGGACUUCAUUUGCUGAAAUGGUAUUAUACAUUGUGAAAUAUUCUUUUUGCUACAACUUCAGUGUAAAAUGAUUUUAAUUCUGGAAACAUGAUUGUACUCCAAUAUAAGUGUUUCAUUUUAUUAAUAGCUUUCUAAAAGUAAUUAUUAAUAUGUAAUGGGGACACAAGGAACUGCACAUGCUGGUAUCUUGAGCAAACACAAAGUGCUGGAGUAACUCAUGACGUUGGGUCAGGAAAGUCAGGGGCGCCACCCAAAUCAUUGGCUAUCCAUUUCCUCCACAGAUGCUGCCUGACCUGCUGAGUUACUCCAGCACUGUAUGUUUUAAUCAAGGUUCCAGCAUAUGCAGUUCCUUGUGUUUCAAUAUUGUUUAUCUGACAGUUUAUGGCAAUAGAAAAAUAUACUUAUUUCAACAUACGGCCAAUGAGAGAGAAUUUCUAUCCAAUCUGAAAAGAAGUGUUUACUCUGCUUGGUGCUCUGUCCCUUUAUUCAUUUCACAAACAAGCUCUCAAUGCUCCUGUCACAGGGAUCAUAAUCCUGAUAAUAAUCACGCAAGAUGUCACAAUGAACAAUUGUAAACAUGAAAUAUUUCAAUAAACUGCUUUUUGCUCCAACAAUUAUACUGUGGACAUUGUUUCAUUGAGUGGUACAAAGGGUGAAAUGGAACAUGUGACAAUGUUGUGGCUGUGCUGGAAAGAGCACAGAGAUGAUUCACCAGGUAGUGUGCCUUGGUGACUAUCAUCUGGUGGAUCCAACAUCCAGCAUCAUGAAGUACUUUGAGAGGCUGGUGGUUGCGUACACUAGCUCCAGCCUCCCACACAGCCUUGAUCCACUGUAAAUCAGCUACUGCCGCAACAGGUCAAUGCCAUCUCCCUCGCCCUGCACUCUUCCCUGCAACAUGUAGAUAACAUAGACACCUACAUACAACUACUAAUUGUUGAGCAUAGCUCUGCCUUCAACACCAUAAUGCCAUCCAAAUUCAUCCCAAAACUGCUGGACUUUGUAAUCUGCACCCUCCUCGGCAACUGGAUCCUUGACUUCUUAACUAUAGACUGCAAUCAGCAAGGAUAGGCAACAAAACAUCCUGCUCAUUAAUUCUCCACUCCAGUGCCCUGCAAGUAUAUGUUCUAAGCCCCUUAAUAAACACAAUUGUGCAGCUAAACUCUGCUACAACUCCAUUUAUACCGAACUGAAACAAACCUUUGUUGGGACAAAGUUAUUCACAUGGAUGGUCUGAAAGCUUCAGGGUCAGAUACCGCACACACUUAAAUUAGUGUUGUGAGGGUUGAUUCUCUGAGAACACAAACAGAGUCUUGGACUCAUGCAGUUAUACAGUGCAUGCUCAGAAACAGGCCCUUCAGCCCUACUUGUCCAUGCUGACCAAGCUGCCCUAUCUACACUGGUCCCAUCUGCCCAUGUUUGGCCCAUAUCCCUCUAAACAUUUCCUGUCCAUGCAACUGACCAAAUGUCUUUUAAAUGUUAUGAUAGCAUCUGCCUCGACUUCCUCUGGCAGCUCGUUUCAUAUACCCACUGUGUGUGAAAAACUUGCAACUCAGAUUCUUAUUAAAUCUUUCCCCUCUCACCUUAAACCUAUGUCAUCUGGUUCAUGAUUUCCCUACUUUCGGUAAAACAUUGUGUCCACCUAUUCUAUCUUCCCCCUCAUGAUU
Messenger RNA from Leucoraja erinaceus (little skate), 2035 nucleotides. Its product is annotated as C-X-C motif chemokine 13-like. Gene Ontology annotation, cellular component: extracellular region. The record is from RefSeq and is a predicted model, not a curated record. The transcript has 3 exons. Gene Ontology annotation, biological process: immune response. Gene Ontology annotation, molecular function: chemokine activity. Lineage: Eukaryota; Metazoa; Chordata; Chondrichthyes; Rajiformes; Rajidae. Bases 72 to 362 code for a protein of 96 amino acids.